Molecule: messenger RNA, 2835 nt
Organism: Colossoma macropomum (tambaqui)
Lineage: Eukaryota; Metazoa; Chordata; Actinopteri; Characiformes; Serrasalmidae
Product: SITS-binding protein-like
Exons: 11
Coding region: 472-2505 (677 amino acids)
Source: RefSeq, a predicted model, not a curated record
GCAUAUUCUUGUAUAAAAUCACUCCAGGUCAUGUGUUUUCACGUAUAGCAUCGCGGCUGUUGUGAUCCUCGCGUUAACAUGCUCUCUCUUGUGCGCUAAUGCUUAAUUCAUUCAUCGUGGUGUGCAUAACUGAUCAAACAUAAGCAUUAAUAUCUCAUCCUUACACGAGGCUGAAGUUGGCUUCCUAUUCGCCAGCUUCUUGUUUGAGACGCCAGAAUUUAACUGCUGUCCCAUUUAAGGUGGAACGGGAGAAUUCGAGCUAGAAGAGUUCACAGUUGCUUCCACAUCGAUCCUGAUUAGUUUGCAGCCUGAAAAAGCCACACGGGAAUCUGGGCCAGUGCCAGCCUGCAGUGUUGCAGCCCGCCAUUCUGUGGGCCCUCAGCCUCAGAGUAAAGCAGCUGACCCACACGCCUCUCAUGGGAAGAGCCUGGUCAUCUUUUCUGUUCAUCAGUCCGCACCGAUCUCAGCAGCAUGUGGAAGCCGUGCCCUUACCCCGGAGUGUCCUGGGACUCGGAGCACAGAGCAGAACCUGACCCGUGGAAAGGAACAGCCGCUUGCAUCGCCAUAGGACUCCUGUUCGUAAUGACCAUUGGAUUAAUCUACUGGCAAGUGGUGGAUCAGUCCCACAAUCACUGGAUUCUCCAGGGCCGCUUCACGGGGAUUUUCUGGGAGUCCAGGAAGCAUUCCCUAGUGUUUCAGACGCUUUCCGAGGAGAAAAGGGUCGUGGAAGUUUCUGUUGGACAGAUAGGAGACCCUGAUCUGCACGUGCGUUUUGCGAGGAAUCGUUGCUGGCUCAACUCGAGCGGUUUCUGCACUGAGUGGGACGGGCAGGUCGAGGUGAGGAUGGUUUUGGAGCUGGACGAGCUGUCUCACAUGGAGUGCUACAACAUAACGUGGAUGCCUCUGCACUGUCAUGUUGACAUGAGGCACUGUUUUUAUAUGGAGAAUAUCUUCUGGUAUGGUGGAGCAGGCGUCCAGGCACAGAAAUGGCCCAUAAACACUGUGAAUAUUCCACUGCAGCCCUUCACUGUCAGUGAUUUGAGACUCAAUCCCUCAGGGUAUGGCUCUGUGUUGGACCACGAGUUUUUUGGAUCAACAGGUGUUGCAGUGCUGCUUUCUCCAGAUGUGCCCCUGAAUGUUGGUAUCGACAGUAAUCUGAAGCUGUGUGUCCAGCCACAGCAAAUACGGGUCACACAGCCUCUACAGUACAGAGUUUGCGUGGGUCGCAAUCUCAGAACUGUUCAUCAGAAAAUAGCACACGAACGCAGGCUCCACUCACCACAGCUGCCUGACCUGGGCAUCUUAAGGUCACCUCUAUGGAAGCUGGUGGUGAACACAGACUCUGGCGCGAAGCUGGAGAAAGAGCUGAGGACGUUUGCCAACCGGCUGAAGAGGCACCAGCUUAAUGAGGGCAUUAUCAGCCUUGAUGAACAUUCCACCUCUUUGCUACUGAAAACGGGCCACAGUUAUUCCCAUGGAAGGAACAGGAACCUUCCACUGGUCAGACACCUCAACAUUUCUGUCACUUUUACGCCAUACGUCAGCGUCAAUAACCAGCAGUUUCAGAUGUCUCUUCAGGAAGGAAAAGAGGCCUUCUGGCUCAGCCGGCUGACUACCACACAGGGACAUGUGGUUCCUUUAAUGAACCCAUGGAAAGGAGAUAUCUGUGUGAAGCUGAACAUCUCCAACCCAGCAGCAGUCAGGUGGUUCUUGGAGCGAGCGGGCAACUGGUCUGCCCAGCUGGACGCAGAGUACGUCAUUCUGGAGGGAGGGGAAGGGAGCCUCUCUGGUGGCCUUCCAGAGGUUCAGGUCAGUCAAGAGUACAUCACGCUCUUGGCUGGCCUUGCUAUGAGGGUUGGAAGGACAGCUAUAGUGACCUCAGGGUCAAGGACCAGUGAUGUACCAUUGUUCAUAAUGAUGUCACCACUGCAAGGCAGCUGGGGCUACACAGGAAUUAAGGGCAUCAUUCCAUCUAUCUUGCACUACAGUAUUCUAGGAUAUAACUUCUUCAUUUCUGAUGCCAUUGGUGGCUCACUGGUUGAUCACAUGUUUAGUGAUGAAGAGCUCUUUAUCCGUUGGCUAGAAAUUGUCUCAUUUCUCCCAGUUAUCUCCUUCCAGACACCUCCAUGGAGUUUUAGCAAAUACUGGGUUCUGAACCUCACUAAGUCCUAUCUGUCACUGCACCAUGACUUUGUGGUUCCUCUCCUACUGAAGUACGCUCAUGAAUGGAGGCAAACAACAAAUCCAAUCUACAGGCCGCUGUGGUGGAUCAGUCCAGAGGACCCCUUUACGUUUACUAUUGAUGAUGAAUUCCUCAUUGGAUCUGAGGUCCUGGUAGCACCUGUAACUGAUCAGGGAAAAGUUAAAAGGAACAUUUACUUACCAGGAGAUGGAAUUCAGUGGAGAGAUCGGUGGAAUGGCCAAGUUUUUGAUGGAGGGACUCUACUACAUAGUUAUUCUGUCGGACUGGAAAAGGUAGCCGUCUUCCUACGGAUACGGUCUUGAAGCCCAAGCGGCUCCAUACACUUCUUCCAUGCACAAGAUGCACUUUCUUAAAGACUGGUCUUGUCAAUAACACAAUGUGAUUCUUGUGUUUUUUUUUAAUACUAAUUUGUUGUGGGAUACAGUAAAUACAUGGUAUGUAUUUUUAUUCUGAAAAAGCUGUGAAUAUUUCACAUUGUUUUGCUAUACAAAGAGACAAAUGUUUCACAUUCAGUUUAAUUUUGGUGUAUGAGCAUUAUGUUCAUUCACAAUUGUACAUAAUCUUCAUAUUGACAUCAAGCACACAUACAAUAAACUGCAUGAAAGGAAUAGACAAUAAAUAAUGUGACUGCA